AACUCCAACGACCCGCCCCAUCUCUUCGGUCUCACUCUCGCCAUUCCGCGUCUCCCGCAGAAUUUCUCGAACUCGGUCGCCGACGCCGAUGGAUCGUUUCCGGCCGCUGAGGCGGAUCCAGGUGGAGCCCGAGCCAGCGGACCCGCCAGCGCCGGCGGCCGGCGGCGGAGGGGAUGUGGAGGGGGAUGAGGAGCCGGCGCCCGCCGCAGGGCUGCUCAUGGGAGCGAAGGUGAGGCGGCGCGCCGCGGUGUACCGCGACUGCAAGGGUGACUACAUCGGCGUCCCCAGCGACCCCUGCCUCACCAAGAUCCUCUCCAAGCAAGGAGACAACAAAGUUCUGUUUGCAGACAAGGUAUUGAAGUUCACUCAAUCGGGAAAGAUGAAAAGGCGCAUCCUGGUGAUCACGGACUUUGCUCUCUACCUUGUUGAUCCUGAUGCUGAUAUAUUGAAGAGGAGGAUAGCUCUUGCAGCCGUUGAUAAGAUAUGCAUUAGCAACCUCAGUGAUAACUUCUUCGCAAUCAUUGUGCCAACUGAGUAUGAUUGUUUAAUGGCUAGCACUAGAAAGAAGGAAAUUGCUGAUGUUAUAGUUAAGGCUAUUAAGAGCACAUCUGAGUAUGAACCUGAGGUGGCUUCAUCUAACAGGUACGUUGUUUCUGAUGAACCUUUGAUACGCCCUUAUAAGCAUAGAAUGUACUCUGAACGCUUGCUUCUCACACUUACCCUUUUUUUUUUCGAGUUGCAACUGUAAAGCUAGAGUUUUAGACCCUUAAAAAUUCUGUAAGUACCGUUUAUAAGAAAUUAGUUUUUUCCAUUGACACGGCGACACCUAUUAUCACAGCAAGAAAGAAUUAGUGUCCAGGGUUAAAAUUUCUGAAAUGAGAACUAGCCUUAACAUAGGAGAAUAAGUUUUAUAACCUGAUCCAUUGGGUUGCAUCUAUAUAUUUCACAUGAACCACAAAAUGUCAAGUACACUUUUGGAAAGACCACCCUGAACUGUUCUACUUUACUCUUGCCCUCUACCACCUUCUAGGGAUUUGGAUAGUCUACAUUAGUCUCCACCAUUUAGAGUUACCCUUGCAGGUUCUUCUAUUUCAAGCUUUCAACAGUAGCUCCUACCCUAUGCGUACCCUAUCAACUGCAUUUAUUUUUUUAGUGAUCUUCACUUUUUGCACAUCAAUUUUAGUAGCUCCUGAACUCUCUCACCACUGUGUUGUACAUCGAAAUUGAUGAUUUCACUCAACACUUUGAUUUAACACCUUCAAUGCCUGUUAACAUGUACUGCUUUGUGUUACCAAUGUAUGGUAGUCCAAGACCUAGCUUCUUCAU
Molecule: messenger RNA, 1326 nt
Organism: Phragmites australis (common reed)
Lineage: Eukaryota; Viridiplantae; Streptophyta; Magnoliopsida; Poales; Poaceae
Exons: 2
Coding region: 89-748 (219 amino acids)
Cellular component (GO): myosin complex
Molecular function (GO): cytoskeletal motor activity
Source: RefSeq, a predicted model, not a curated record